Molecule: messenger RNA, 6862 nt
Organism: Ailuropoda melanoleuca (giant panda)
Lineage: Eukaryota; Metazoa; Chordata; Mammalia; Carnivora; Ursidae
Gene: MTERF2
Product: mitochondrial transcription termination factor 2
Exons: 3
Coding region: 3023-4210 (395 amino acids)
Biological process (GO): termination of mitochondrial transcription; regulation of DNA-templated transcription
Cellular component (GO): mitochondrial matrix
Molecular function (GO): double-stranded DNA binding
Source: RefSeq, a predicted model, not a curated record
AAAACAGUAAUGUAUUUUUUAAUAUGAUACACAUUUAAAAAGCAUCCUGAAUAAUGAAUUAACACUGAUUGAUAAGUUCCAUUAUUGAGAAAAGAAAAAAAAGUAUGCUUUAUCUUCUUUCACCACUGUUAAUCAGGAGUGAUAUUUUCAUUGUUUUUCUUGAUGGUUGUAUUUAGCAACCUGCUUUUUGGACCUGAUUGUACUAUACAGCAUUGAGAAAUUCAUAGACCUGGGAUUUGCCAUCAUCAUCCAGGGGAAUAAAUGAUUCAGGUUUUUUCUGUUUUUUGUUUUUUUAAGUAGGCUCCGUGCCCAGUGUGGAGCCAAAUAUGGGGCUUGAACUCAUGGGCCUGAGAUCAAGACCUGAGCAGAGAUUGAGAGUCAGACACCUAACAGACUGAGCCACCCAGGCGCCCCUAAAAGAUUCAGUUUUAAUGUGAAAAAAUAUUUUAGUAAAAGAACAUUGUUUCAGCAUAGACACUGAUAUUUUACUUUUAAAUGUAGGGGGAUUUUAGCUUUUAGGGGGGCUUUUUGGACAGCUUCUUCAGUUUGGUCUAAAUUGUGACUAAAAAGAAUCACUGAAAGGGAAAGACAGGUAUCAGUGUAUUGAGCAGUUGGGCAGAUGUUUGAAUACAGUGUUUUCCCCUAACCAGACGGGUUAGUGUUCUGAAAACCCUGCUGGUGGUUGAGGGAUUAUAUUCAUUCAGGAAAUAUAUCUUGAAAUCUUAUUAACAAAACCUGUUCUAUUCUGGCAACUUGGAAAAAUUGAGUUGAGGAAACCAAACUUUUGAAAGAACCUAUGCAAAGUUUUUAUGUUUUUACAUUCACUUGAAAUAGUAAAAUUAGGAUAUAUAAGACUGGUAACAAUAUAUUUUUAAUGCAUCUCUUAAGUACUAGAAACUUCAGGAUCCUCACACAAUUUUAAACAUGUUUGUAAUUUUCUUAUAGGUAAUAUCCGUAAUACUGGCUUCUUUUCUCCAUUUCUCUAUCCAAGUGUUUUUUUCUGAUUGCAUGGUCCUAGAAAUUCACUAAAUACUUGGAAAAAACUUUAGGUAGCAUUUAUUUAAUACAGUUGGCAUAACUGACUUGGUCAAUUUCAGGUUUUGACUACAAUGCGCAUGAUCAUAUGUAUUUCCAUUUCAUACAUAAUUAUGUGGAGCCCUGGUGCAAGCGAAGCUGCCAGCACGGUGCUGUACAUGUCUGCUCCCUUCCUCCUUUGACCAGUGAUUGCAGCAUGCAGUUCUAAAGUGCUUGAGUUUACAUUCCAUAACUGCCUUCUCUUCUCAUAUCCUACUCUAUUUCCCUUUUCCUAAAUGCAGUGAAACAUUUUGGUUAAUCCAGGCCCCAGAUCCUUGUAUUGCAGGAAAAAGUGUUCAAUAAAGCCAUGAAUAAUAGGAUUUUUAUAUAAGGAUAACUCAGAAGGAGAAGGGUUACUAGACAGGCAUCCCUGAUCUCAUAUACAUUAGCUACUUGUUUAAUUCUAGAAUCACCUGCAGAUCAAAGUUGAUCUUGAGAUAAAGAGUUAGGAUUCUUGCUGCUACUCUGUGUAAUUAAAGUGCAGAUGUCAGUCCAUCUCAAAAAGCCUGUUGAGCACAAACUGAAUAUUAAGGCUAGACUCCAAUUAGCAUUUCCUGGGUUCCUAUAAUGUGCCAAAUAUUGUUCAUAGGAAAAUAAAUCCAUAAGUUGCCACACUAGUGAGAGGGCAGUCUGGAAGAAUUACGGUGGUGUGUGUUCAGGCCGUGUUAGAACUGUGCACAGUGUGCUAUGAAACACGUGAAGGGAGAGAUCUCCAACCUGAGACAAUCACAGCUUUCCCAACUCCAACUCUACACAGGAGCAUAGGACAACUACGCAGGUUUGGGGCACCCUGUCUUUGGAAACAUUUAAUUCUAGUUGGGAUUAAUCAUGUUAUCAGUUGUUAAUGUCUUUGUCCUGCACUGUCCUACCAUUAGGACAGGGAAUGUACUUUAUUCCCCCUUGUCUUGUCCGCCACUGUCUACUCAUUGCUGUUUCAUGUGCUUGGAACUUAAUAGGCAUACCAUAAAUAUUUGUUGAUUGAUAGAUAAAUAUAAGAAUAAAUGGGAUAGACAUUGAGACUGGCUUUAAAGAGAAAUUAGUUUAUGAGGUUGGCAUCACAGUAAUAAUUAGAAUGUAAACCACUGGGCAGUUUGUCGGAAAAGGCAACUAUUUAGGCGAAAGUGGCAGGGGGAGGCUUUUAAAGACAUAUCAGACACAGUUGCUGACUACUGAGGGGAGGUGGGAGGGGUAGCAGGAAGGCUAGAUAUGUUCCAAAGAGGUUUUUCGAACUACGGUUUUUUUGUAAAUUAGCUCUUUACUUAUCUAAAUUAUUUUGGGAACUCUGGCUAUAGCUUAAAGAUACAAGGGUUUCUGAGUUACUUUUACGUUUUUUCUUAUGGGCUAGUGACAUUCCCCAAGGGACAAAACGACAGGAACUCCCGAGUUUUCUUAAAUGCUGGUAAGGAAAGGGUGUGAAAGUGCCAUGCGCAAUAAUUGCUGCAUCUGGCGCAGAUCCCAGGGAAGCUGAUUCCCACGCUGGCCCGCCUCCGCCGCGCAGCCCCGCCUUGCGUGUGGGGUACGUAGCCUGCGUCCCGCACCUUGAUUGGCUGCGUAUACGCCUACAGGUUCACGGGUCUCCUGUGCCCUGAUUGGCUGCGGGUAGAGGGGCUGGGGGCCGGGAUGCUGUACUGCUGAGGGAAAUUCGCGCCCCGGCUGGAACCCUAGUCUCUGGACCCUGACCCUUGUUCCCAGGCCUCGGGAAGACGGCGGGCCACGGGGAACUUCGGCGGGGGGGAGGGGGGUAGAGGAAGGACGCAGCCGGGGACUCGUGAUUCACUGCAUCUUGCACGGAGUGGGCAGUGCCAUUGAAAAGUUUAUUGCAGGGAGGUGACAAGAUCACAUUUUGAGAAGUUGGAGAGAAGCCCAAGUGAUUAACUGAAGCCCUGGAUGAGGACAGGAUCUCUGAGGAGAAACUGUAAGGUAUGAUGAGUACAUUCUGAGUCCCAGGAUGGUGGGAAUUAGCCAAUGGACUGCAGGCCUGCUGUGGAAGUUGCUGAUAAGAUCUCAGCCCUGCAGGCUGUGUUCUUUCAGAAAGAUGCUAUUGGCUUCAAAAUACAGACCCUCUUUAGCACGCUUCACCUAUACAACUGAUCAUCAGUCAAACAAAGAAAAUAAAAGAACGGUGGAAAAGCUCUCUAAAUUUUCAGUGGACAUCAGGAAAAUUCGCAGAUUAAAAGGAUGGGUACUUUUUGAGGAUAAAACCUAUGUUGAAGAAAUUGCAAAUGUUUUACAACAACUAGGUGCUGAUGAAGUGGCUAUAGCCAGUAUUUUGGAACGCUGCCCGGAAGCAAUUGUCUGCAGUCCAACCACUUUUAACACCCAGAAAGAACUCUGGCAGUUGGUCGGCAAAAACGAGCAAGAGUUAGUCAAGUUAAUAGAACAGUUUCCAGAAUCUUUCUUUACUGUUAAAGACCAGGAAACCCAGAAGCUGAACAUUCAGUUCUUUCAAGAGUUGGGACUCAAAGAUGUGGUCAUUAGCAGGUUUAUGACAACUGCAUCUAGUAUUUUUCUUAAUCCUGUUGAGAAAAAUAAGCAAAUGAUAAGUAUUCUCCAAGAGAGUUAUCUAAAUUUAGGUGGCUCCAAGGCCAACCUGAAAGUUUGGUUACUGAAAUUAUUAAGCCAAAAUCCAUUUAUUUUGCUAAAUUCUUCUGCAGCUAUAAAGGAAACACUAGAAUUUCUCCAGGAACAAGGUUUCACAAACUCUGAAAUUCUCCAGCUUCUAUCCAAACUCAAAGGAUUUCUUUUUCAACUUUGCCCAGCAAGUAUACAGAACAGCAUCUCCUUCUCUAAAAAUGCUUUUAAAUGCACAGAUCAUGACCUGAAGCAUUUAGUUUUGAAAUGUCCUGCCAUUUUAUAUUAUUCUGUUCCAGUUUUGGAAGAGAGGAUUCAGGGAUUACUGAAAGAAGGAAUUUCCAUAGCUCAGAUAAGAGAGACACCAAUGGUGCUUGAAUUAACUCCACAGAUAGUACAGUACAGGAUAAGGAAACUGAAUUCCCUAGGUUAUAGAAUAAAGGAUGGACAUCUAGUAAAUCUAAAUGGAACAAAAAAAGAGUUUGAGGCUAACUUUGGCAAAAUUCAGGCCAAAAAAGGAAGGCCAUUAUUUAACCCUGUGGCACCAUUAAACGUUGAAGAGUAACUUGGGGACUGCUGCUGCUUUCCAGCAUUGCAGAGUGCAGCUGAGUAGUGAAGAGUUAAGUGAUUCAGGCAGUUUAUAAGCACUAGUGAUUUUAAGAAAACUGCUUAGCUUCUGAAUUGUGUCUAAGUUACCUCUAAGUAGAUCAUCUCAAUAUAAACUGCAUUUAUUUUAAAUAAAGGUGGUAAUUUUUACCUUCAGUUGCUAUUUCAAAAAACUCCUGUACUAGUAAAUGGCACAUCAAGGUGAUAACUUUAUAAGUGAAUCAUUUCUAAGAAAUCGACAAGUGCACUCCCUUAAUUCAAAGUAUGGAUAUGUUUUUAUUUAUAUAGCACAUUUCAUGUGGGACAUAGACCCAGUGUUCUUCCUCACCACCAGCUCUGAAACAUCAUUCUACCGUGGUCUGAAUCCAGUAGCUUAGUGUUAAGUGAAAUUAGCAAACUUCUAAUACAUUUUUUUUUAAGAGAAAGCUGAUUUCAUCUCUUGGUUGGGAUAAAUGAGUCCCUUUGAGAACCAACUAUUUCUCAUUCAAAAAGAAUAGAGCUUACUCGUGUGGUUAGUUUGUUUAGAACUGACCAUCUCCUCUCAUAGAACUCUUUUAUGUGCAUUCAUUACUUUCCCCAUUUUAUAGAUGAGGAAACAAGCUUAGAGAGGCCUGCCAAGUGAUAGAACCCAGAUUUAAUAUGAUCUGACUUCUGUUCAAACCUGUAAACAGAAAAAGGAUUGCUUAGGAGUUGGCAUUAAGAAAAGCCAUACCCCGGGGCACCUGGGUGGCUCAGUAGAAUAUCAGCUCUUGGAUUAGACUCAGGUCCUGAUCUCAUGGCUCCUCACUCAACAGGAAGUCUGCUUGGAUAUUCUCUCCCUCUGCCCUGUCCUCCUCUUGCACCCUCUCAAAUAAAUGAGUCUUUUAAAAAGAAAAGCCGUACCCUUACCUGACAUGCCAAAGGAGUACCAACAACAAACUUAGGGAUUUUUAUGUAAAAUACCUUACAUGUGAAGUGAUCUAAUUUAUAUACAUUUGAAGUAAGCAGCUUUUUAGAAAACUCUGAAAAUCCAGGUCUGGCUCUGAAAGGGAAAGUGUGUGACGGCUGGUACCGAUUUUAGUAGCAUUCCAAGGUUCUAUUUCUAAAUCUUGUUCCAAGAUAAACAUUAUCCAGAUAAAGUCUGGCUCACUUUCAGCUGUGGAGUUUGAAUUUUGUAACAAAUGCACAACCAAACAGUUGACUCUGACAUUCAAACAUCCAUGUCCUAUGUGUGCAUGGCCUUUUAAGUAAUGCAAAACCUAUUAAAAAUGCAGGCCAUGUCUUUAUUCAUUUAGCAAAUGCAAGUAACCCUCACUAUCCAGAUCUGUUUAGUUCCUUAGGGUGGUGAACGAAACUCCCAUGUAGCACCGACUAAGUGCCAGGCAUGUGUGCUUUAGAACCCUUACAGCUGAGUACCACCAUUUACAAAUGAGAUGCAGGCACAGAGAGGUGUCACUUACCCAAAAUUAAACAGGAAUGUUUGUUCAAGAAAAAGAAUGCAGCAACAGUUGGAGCAGGACUGAGUGUCGAGAGUGGCACAGGGUAAGUGUCCAUCUAAGAAACAGGAUCUUGUUCUAAGUGUGAUGGGAACCCUUUGGAAAGAGUUUAGUUUGCUUGUUGUCUUGACAUAGUUAUCAGUGGUGUGCUUAUCUUCCACUCUCAGAAGUGUCCUAGUUUGGAACAGAUUAUACAUUUCUAUGGUUACCUUCUAUUUUAUUUUAUUUUUAUUUAUUUUGAGAUGCCUACUAGAUAUCUGAGCAGAGAUGUCAAACAGGUAAAUGGUGAAGUCUGGAACUGUGAGAAGUCGGGGCUUGAGAUAGAUAGAUAUUCAGGGAUCAUCUCUGUAUCCCUGGUAUUUUAAAAUUACGACUGUAAAUGAGAUUGCCCAGAAAUAGAUCAUAGAUUAGUAGUAGUGACUGGCCACGCCUGGAAGGAGUUGACCAAAAGAAGAGAUCUGCCAAGAAAAGAGGGCAUGGCCAAUAAUAUUGAAUGCCAUGGAGUGGUCAACUAGGAUACAGAUAAGUGACCAAUGGAUUUGGCAAAAAGGAAAUCACUGGUUGGCCCUAUCAAGAGUGAUUCUGGUGCAAUGAGAAAGGGUAAGAAGGCAACUGGAGUGGGUCUCGAGAACAGGAGACGAGUUAAGAGGCAGGAACUGUAUAAAGUUUUUCAAAAAUGCUGCAAAGGGAAGCAGGAAAAUGAAGGUUGUAAGAUUAGGCAUAUUUUUCUUUAAAGAAAGCAAAUACCAGAAUAUGUUUAUAUGAUGAUGGAUAUGACCCAGGAGAGAGAGAGGGAUGAGAGAUGGAAAAACUGCAGGAUGAAUAGCCUGCAGGAAGUUAAAGUGGACUGACUUUGGAUCAGAGCAGAGAUGGUAGUCCUGUUCCACAGUCAGGGUGUUGGGAGUUCAUGGUGUGAGAGGAGAGUUGCUGUCAGGUUGCCUUUUUUACAAAGGGCAGGAGAAUGAGAGGGGAAUUCUGCAGGAGGGCUGGAAAGAAAAGGUAUGAAAUGGUGGUUUUGAGGGGCGCCUGGGUGGUUCAGUCGUUAAGCGUCUGCCUUCAGCUCAGGCAUGAUCCCAGGGUCCUGGGAUCGAGCCCCGCAUCAGGCUCCCUGCUCUGCUGCGAGCCUGCUUCCUCCU